This is a messenger RNA of Tachysurus fulvidraco (yellow catfish), 4702 nucleotides long. It is a transcript of the gene fzd8a, whose product is annotated as frizzled class receptor 8a. The transcript has a single exon. Gene Ontology annotation, cellular component: plasma membrane. Lineage: Eukaryota; Metazoa; Chordata; Actinopteri; Siluriformes; Bagridae. The record is from RefSeq and is a predicted model, not a curated record. Gene Ontology annotation, biological process: canonical Wnt signaling pathway; non-canonical Wnt signaling pathway. Gene Ontology annotation, molecular function: Wnt receptor activity; Wnt-protein binding. Bases 437 to 2191 code for a protein of 584 amino acids.
UUGUAUGGGGAGAAAAAGAGGAAGGUGCUUUUGUGAAACGCUUAAUGCGUGUGAAUGUAACUCAGACAGCGGAUUUCUGUUUCUUCUGUGUCUUUAACCCGGACUCGCUCAUUUGUGCUCCCUAAACAAAGUGUGGUUCCUGAAGACAUCCGUUAAAGCGACGGCAGAGCAGAGAAAAAGGGAUAAUAAAGGGAGAGAGAGAGAGGCGCGUUUACGGGGUCCUCAGCCAUUUUGAUUGCACGCUAAAGGAACUGUUUAUUUUUCUCUUUUGAAACUGGUCGCGUUUUUAAUAAUUGCACCGGAUAAGUGAGGAAGAAAUGGAGCCGCUGUUGGAGAUCUGAGCGGAUUCUUUAAUUCCAGAGAGACAUAAAACCCGCGCACACACACGGACUUGCCAUUUAAAAGGCGAACCGGACGCGCAACCAGACAACGGACGAUGGAGCGCUACCUGUCGGGCAUCUACCUGCUUCUGGCGCUCUUGACUCUGCGGCGAUCGAGCGGUGCCACGGCCAAGGAGCUGAGCUGUCAGGAGAUCACCGUGCCACUGUGCAAGGGCAUCGGCUACAACUACACCUACAUGCCGAACCAGUUCAACCACGACACGCAGGACGAGGCGGGCCUGGAGGUGCACCAGUUCUGGCCACUGGUGGAGAUUCAAUGCUCGGCAGACCUUCGCUUUUUCCUGUGCAGCAUGUACACACCCAUCUGUCUGGAGGACUACAAGAAGCCGCUGCCGCCGUGCCGCAGCGUGUGCGAGCGCGCCCGGGCCGGCUGCGCGCCUCUCAUGCGCCAGUACGGCUUCCCGUGGCCCGACCGCAUGCGCUGCGAGCUGCUGCCCGUGCAAGGCAACCCGGACACGUUGUGCAUGGACUAUAACCGGACGGACACCACUACCGCCGCGCCAGUGCUUCCGAAACCCACAGGUUACCCGGUCAGGGUGCAUGGAGGCGCCCGUGGCCCUAGCGGCGGACAUGCUAAGCGCAAACCGGUGCCGCAGCCGUGCGAGGCCGGGUGUCAGUGUCGUGCGCCGAUGGUGCGUGUGAGCAGCGAGCGGCACCCGCUGUACAACCGCGUGAAAACUGGAAGAACGCCGAACUGCGCUAUGCCCUGCCAUAACCCGUUCUUUACCCCAGACGAGCGGGCGUUUACAGCCUUCUGGAUCGGCUUGUGGUCUGUGCUGUGCUUUGUGAGUACUUUUGCCACAGUGGCCACAUUCCUGAUUGACAUGGAGCGGUUUAAGUACCCAGAGCGACCCAUCAUCUUCCUCUCUGCAUGUUACAUGUUUGUCUCUGUGGGUUACAUCGUUCGUUUGAUCGCAGGACACGAGCGGGUCGCCUGCAGCAGAGAGCAUGACGUCGAGCACGUCCACUACGAGACCACGGGUCCGGCGCUGUGCACUGUUGUCUUCCUGCUGAUCUACUUCUUCGGCAUGGCCAGCUCCAUAUGGUGGGUGAUCCUGUCCCUCACGUGGUUCCUGGCAGCGGGUAUGAAGUGGGGCAACGAGGCCAUCGCAAGCUAUUCACAGUACUUUCACCUGGCUGCAUGGCUGAUCCCAAGCAUGAAAUCUAUAGCUGUGCUGGCGCUGAGCUCAGUCGACGGUGACCCUGUCGCGGGCAUCUGCUACGUAGGCAACCAGAACCUGGACAACCUGCGGGGCUUCGUGCUGGCACCAUUGCUCAUCUACCUGUGCAUCGGAGCCAUGUUUCUGCUUGCGGGGUUUGUGUCAUUAUUUCGCAUUCGCAGUGUCAUCAAGCAGGGUGGCACAAAAACAGACAAGCUCGAAAAACUCAUGAUUCGGAUUGGUGUGUUUACUGUGCUUUACACGGUGCCUGCGGCUGUCAUUGUGGCCUGCUACUUUUAUGAACAGCACAACCGGCAGCGUUGGGAGGCAGCACACAACUGCGCCUGCUCUCUGGACCGUGAGCGUGAUGCAGAGAGGCCUGACUAUGCUGUUUUUAUGCUCAAGUACUUUAUGUGUCUGGCUGUGGGCAUCACAUCAGGAGUGUGGGUCUGGUCAGGAAAGACUGUUGAGUCUUGGCGGGCACUGUGCGUGCGAUGCUGCCGCUGCCGCUGGGCGGGCAAGGGUGCGAGCAGCUCGGCAUACAGCGACGUUAGCGCAGGACUGACGUGGCGCUCAGGCACAGCCAGUUCGGUCUCCUGCGCCAAGCAAAUGCCUUUGUCCCGGGUCUAGAGGAGAUAAGUGCAUCAGUUCCUGCUUUUUUCACAUUUCCAUACAAAUGGACUGCUGAGGAGUUUCUGUUAAGCGGAAAGACUGGCUGAAACAAUCGAACCCAUCAUCACCCCUCGUGUGUGGUUUACUUUCCUUCCAUUUCUAUUCAUAUGGACAUGACAUGCAAUCAGUGAUGCUUAGAGAGAAUUAGGCAUUGCAUUGUUCCAAGUGGUGCUGAACAUUUUCCCCAAGUCCUUUAGCAUUUAAAGUUUUCUGUUUUGUUUUUUGUUUUUUUAGUUUAAAGAAUGUCUAAACAAUCAAAAAUAUCAAAGAUGCUCUCUCAGAUAAGCCUUAAAAAGUCUUAAAGUUUUAGUGCUCAAAUAUUUCUACGGGUUGUUUUUUAUUGUAAUGUAUUUAUACAGUUCUGUACAACUUGUAUAUUUUGUAUAAAAAAAGAUUUAUAAGAUUACUGUAAAUUUGUAAAUAGUGUAGAUGUCAUUUGAAGAAGACAAAUAUUACUUUUAUUUUGACAAUAAAAUAUUUUGGAGAAAUCUUUAAUCAGACAUUUCUCUCACUUCCAUUUCUCCUGUAACUAGACAGAACUCCAGAUUUCUUUUUUCUUCUUCUUUAUUUUAAUGGUCACUGUAUUGAACAUGCUUGCUAUAGAGGUGUUUCUUUGUGCACGUCUUGUAAAGAGAAGCUCUUUCUUGGCUAUCAGGGUCGUAAUUAGAGGCGAGCAGCUCGAGUUGGAGAAGCUCCAUCAUUGUUGUGUUCGCCACUUAAUUUAAUAAAAGAGGGCCGAGUGAAUGGGGUUUAAAUGCAGAGAAAAGGGCUCUUUUCAUCCAGAGGGGCACUUUGAUCUUACUUUAAAGUCUCGGAUAAAGGUGACAUGUACAUAGAACCUUUUUUCUGUACUUACUGAUGCACCAAGUUGUCUAACGUCUAAUCUAAGACCCUUAUGCUUUUGAUCGACGGUAUUGAAAUGUUGGCACUCGGGGGCCCAGUGUUUUUUUUUUAAGACGUUGUAACUGUUUGAAUUUUCCAGCGUGCUGUCGAAACGUCUCAUUUGAGCUUAAGCUGCAUUAUUAAUCACAUAGGUUGUGUUCACAGUGAAUGGAGGCCCUACAGGUGGUCCCUUUACCUAAUCUAACAUCGAAGCGGUUUUUAUUGUGCAGCUCUGACAGCGCUGUAUUAACACUCAGAGAAAGAGCUUCCCAAUAAAACAUUGGGGUAACAAUGCAAAGUAAAACAGUUAUCUUCUAGCUUUUGUCAAACAAAAACACACUCACACAGCUUUUUUUUUUCUCAGUUAUUUAGCGAGUUCGUGUUCCCAAUCCUUUUUUUUUUCUCAUCUUAUUGCUUGCUUUUGAUUCACAUAAUCAGAUAAUUAACAAACCCUUCAUAAGCCUGAAAAGAGUUUAUUCAAGUAAAGAAAAGCAUUCAGAAGCAGGAUUGGAAAACACCCAGCUAGGCCAUUAGGUGAUUACAGUCAUUACCUUGUGUUUUUUUUUUUUAUUUUCAUUUAAAAAAAAAAAAAAAAAAGCUUGUAAUCUGCUUCAGCACUGAAACAAUGAUGUUAAAUGAUUUCAUGCCCAUCACUCUGCCUUAACCUCAGAACUGUCACACAAUCACAAGCUACACAUUAAGAUGAUAAUUCCAGCUUUCCUGUGCUCUUAACUCAAGCAUGUCACCGUUUCACCACAUGUUCACACUCAUUUGGCAUUUUAACCAGCCAGAGAUUUUAUCUGCACAUUCAAAGAAACACAAAACAUAUGUUACUCACAAAUAUUUCAUUAAAUCGGUAACAUAAAAUAAUAAACAUUAAAUUAAUGAAACGUUUUACAUACUUUCCACAUUUCUGUGUAUUAUGUGUUGUUUUAUAUCACAAGUUAAUUAUACUUCAUGCCUACAGUUGUCCAGAUGUGUGUUUUUGUUUUGUUUUUUACUUUGUAAUAGUGUGUGGACUUAAAGCGCCACCUAGUGGUUAGCGUUAUAAAUAACAACAUACAUUUCAAAUAAAGCUUCAUAAAUGGUUCUCGGUCAGGAUGUAUGGUUCUGUGAAGAACCUUUAACAUCCACAAAACGCUUCCAUUGUACAAAAUGUGCAUUUUAGUGGAAAAAGGGUCUUUAUACUUAAAAGGUUUAAUAUAAAAUGUUCUUAAUAGCACUAAGAAAAAAGCUGUUCUUUGAAGACCAGUUUUGUAGGAACCAACAAUAGUUCUUCAAUGGCACUGCUGCAGAAACAUCUGUUUGUUUCGUCAUGACAUCAUUAUUAUUAAGAGUGCAGUGAAAAGAAAGAAAGAAAGAAAGAAAGAAAGAAAGAAAGAAAGAAAGAAAGAAAGAAAGAAAGAAAGAAAGAAAGAUUAUAAGACAGUUGGUCUUUACUGUGUGUAGCCACCUUUGGAGGUUUAACAUUUUAAAGUGUUUUUUGUUUCUUUGUUUUUAUCAGAAAGAAUUUGUACUCAUUUAUUAAUAAUUCUUACAGUUUGACAAAAUAUUACUGUUAUUAUACCAAUUAUAUUUAUAAUUACA